Molecule: messenger RNA, 362 nt
Organism: Arachis ipaensis
Lineage: Eukaryota; Viridiplantae; Streptophyta; Magnoliopsida; Fabales; Fabaceae
Source: RefSeq, a predicted model, not a curated record
CCCGCAACCGUCACCGGAACCCUCGCCCUCGUUCACGGAUUUACCGACGAAUCCAGCUGGUUCCUCCAGCUCAUCACCAUCUACUUCACGAAGGCUGGAUUCGUCACCUGCGUCAUUGACCAUCAGGGCCACGGCUUCUCCGAUGGCCUCAUCGCCCACAUCCCUGACAUCAACCCCGUCGUCGACGACUGCAUCGCCUUCUUCGACGAAUUCCGCUCUCGCUUCGAUCCUUCUCUUCCUUUCUUCCUCUACUCCGAAUCCCUCGGCGGCGCAAUCGCGCUAUUAAUCACUCUCCGCUGCUGCGACUCGCCGGAAAAUGUCUCAUUCGCGAACCGAGCGUGAGCUCUCAUUAUGGUGUCGUC